UUGUAAACAGUCAAAUAUUGCACUUAGCUGAGUUUCUGCUUGGUGCAAUAGUUUGAAAUACAUGUUUGUAUCAUUUCGGUUUGCAGAUUUCAUUCUAAUUGUUACUGAAAACUGCUUCUGAAAGGAAAUGGCUUGGAUUGGAUUUGUUUUAUUAUUAUUACUAUUAUUAUUCAUUUUUACAGUUUUAUUCUUUUUCAAAACGGGUAAUUCCCAGAGUAACAGCUCCCAAAAGCUUCCACCAGGACCCAGGACCAUACCCAUUUUGGGAAAUCUGCACAUAAUGGAUUUCAAGAGGCCUUUUAAGACAAUGAUAAAGAAUCGAAUCCUUGUCACCAGUAUCCCUUCUGGUAUUAGCCAACUGAAACUCACUCCUUUUUUGUCCAAAGAAUAUGGUCCCGUUUUCCGUCUUCAAAUGGGGUGCCAGGAAAUGGUGGUGCUGACUGGCUAUGAGACGGUCAAGGAGGCUUUGGUGAACCAGGCAGAGGCAUUUGCAGAGAGAGCUUUUGUCCCCAUUUUUGAGGACUAUGCAAAGGGGUUUGGUAUUAUUCUUGCUCAUGGUGAGAACUGGAGACAGAUGCGAAAGUUUUCAAUAUCUGCAUUACGGGAUUAUGGAAUGGGCAAGAGGGUUGUUGAAGACAAAAUCAGUGAAGAAUGCAGUAUCUUGAUAAAAACAUAUGAGACUUAUGAAGGAAAGCCAUUUGACCCAGCAACAAUUCUGAAAGCUGCAGUUGCCAAUAUCAUAGUUUCUUUUUUACUUGGCAAAAGAUUUGAAUAUGAAGAUGCUACACUUCUAAGACUCCUGGAGUUAAUUGAAGAAAAUGUACACCUUGCAGGAACCCCUGCUGUGUUGGUAUAUAAUGUGUUUCCCAAGUUAGGAUUCCUUUUGGAUGCUCGUACAAAAAUUAUGAAUAACCGAAAAGAGUUCCAUGAAUUCAUACAGGCCACUUUCCUUGAAAAUCUCAAAGAGUUUGAUGAAAAUAAUCAGAGGACUUUUAUUGAUGCAUUUCUUGUUCGGCAGAAAAAGGAGAAUCAGAAGUCAACAAAUAGCUAUUUCCAUAAUGAUAACCUUAUAGGUCUUGUGGAUAACCUAUUUAUUGCUGGUAUGGAUACAACUUCGAACACUUUGUACUGGACCUUACUCCUAAUGAUGAAGUAUCCAGAAGUUCAGAGGAAGGUCCGAGAAGAAAUUGCAAAAGAGGUUGGGGUUCGUCAGCCAAGGACAGAAGACCGAUUCAAAAUGCCUUACACCAAUGCAGUAAUUCAUGAAAUUCAAAGGUUUGCUGAUAUUGUUCCAACCAAUUUGCCCCAUGCAACCACCAAGGAUAUAACUUUCAAAGGCUUCUUCAUUCCCAAGGGUAUGCAAAUUAUUCCUUUGCUAUCAUCAGUGCUUCAUGAUGAAUCUCAGUGGGAGAAACCUCAUGAAUUCUACCCUGAGCAUUUUCUUGACUCUGAAGGAAAAUUUGUGAAGAGGGAUGCAUUCAUGCCUUUCUCUGCAGGUCAGAGAGUGUGUGCCGGUGAGACCCUUGCCAGAAUGGAACUCUUCCUUUUCUUUACCAACCUCCUCCAGAGAUUUACCUUCCAGCCACCUUCAGGAACAUCUAAAGAUGAUCUGGACUUGACUCCUGCUCUUGGAAUUAUCACUCCUCCCAUGCCUUACAAGACCUGCGCUGUGUUAUCUUGAGGGGAAAAAACUCAUAAUAAACCAUUUCUCACCUUUUAAAUAGCUUCAUUUUGACAGCAAGGUAAAAUCUGACAACCUGAUUCCAUAGUACAUUAUAGUCAUUAUAUUUAUUUUAUUUGAACUCCACCUUUAUUAUUUUUACAAAUAACUCAAGGAAGUGAACAUAUCCAAUUCACUAUCCUACCUUAUUUUCCCAAAGCUCUUUGGGCUAAGAGGAGAGACUGGGACAGAGUCACCCAGCUAGAACGCACAGUUUCCUGGUUACUAACCCAAAGUCACCCCACUGGAUUUUCAACAGGAAACAUGGAUUUCUUCAGAUGUAGAACUAGAUGUUACUGGGCUAACUCUACCUCCACUGUCCCGAACAAAGCAAGUGGGAGAUCUAAAGGUGGUAUUAUGACUCUAGUUAGCACAGCUUUGCAAUUCAAAUGUGCCUCAUUGCCUUCUUUACAGCCAAGGUUGCUGCUAUCUUGCUGUCCUCCAAACAGGAGGAGAUUUUGCUUUUUAACAUUUAUAUUCAUCCUCUUUAUAAGAAAAAUCUGGUCAACAAUAUUUGGGAGCACAUAAAAUUUUUUAUCCUUAGUUGUUUAGAAAACAUCCCACAGCUGCAAUAAUAAUAGGUAGGGAUUUAAAUGCUAAAUGGGACUAAAUGAUCCUACAUUAUUUCACCUAUUUAAGAUCCAUUAUGAGGAGAAUGUAUUAGAGGAAUCCUUGUAUUUUAGAGAAUGUAAAGACCUAAAAGCUAACUGAACAUGUCUAUAUGGAAGACAGGUGACUGCACAUCUGAACCCAUGUAUCCUUAACAGUUUCAUAAGUGCGGAUCAUCCAACAGAAAACAUCUAUCUAGGGGAGGGGACAGGGAAGAAAAUCUAUAGUUGAUUAUUGGAUAGUAUCAUGUGAACUUUUGAAUUUUUUAUGAAAGAGAGAAGUAGAUUCACAACUGGAAAGUGGCCACUAUUCAAUAAUUCUAACUCUGACACUCCACUGGAAAUUUUUAAGAGCUACCCAUCAAGGCUUAAUAGUUAUGAUACCCAGAUAAAAAUGUAAAUUAAAUGGAUGGAGAAAAAUGCAACCGAAACCACUAAAUGGAUGCUAACCUCAGAAAUUCUAGAAUUGUGUGCACAUUUCCUAGAAAGCAAACCUCAAAGAUAAUAUUUAGAUAGGUUUGAAACUUCAAUUGCCAACCUGAAAUCAGUUCUCAUUAAUAGAACUCUGCCUCAUCCAGAAAUCAGGCUAUAAAGAAUAAAAAAAUGUUUGAUUGAUAUUGUAUACAAUUAAAAAGGGCAUAUAAUUAGGAGUAAAGAAAAAGUAAAAACUCUCCUUCUCAGGAUAACCCUAGCCCUAAGAUGUUUGAAGGUCCAAUAUAAGGCCCUUUUAAAAGAAAAGAAAAGUGCAGCAUUGAAGGAUUCCUGUCACAAAUUAAUUCAAUCAGUUAGGAUGAAUGACACUCCUUUUUUCACGAGAGGACUGGGAAAAUUGCUCCCUCCCCCAACUAACCAACUCAUGCCUGGGAGGAAUACUUUAGAGCAGGGAUCUACAACCUUCAACGCUCAAAGAGCCAUUUGGACCCAUUUCCCCCAGAAAAGAAAAUACGGGAGGUAAUAAUUUAACAACUGUUGUGACUGGGUAGGUAUGGCCAACUCGACAUCACACACUCCCACCCAGUCACAUGACCCCCCCCGCCAUACCUACCCAGACAAUCAUUAGAGCAGAGAACUGGUUGUUAAAUUAUUUUCCCUUCCCCUCCCAGCCAUCUCUUGCCACACCCGGCCUCAUGUGUGUUGUCUCUCUCUCUUUCUUUCUUUCUCUGUCUCUGUCUCUUUCUCUGUCUCUCUGUGUCACUGUCUCUCUCUCUCUUUCUCUUUCUCUUUCUUUUUCUCUGUCUUUCUCUCUGUCUCUCUUUUUCUCUUUCUUUCUUUUUUCUUUUUUCUUUUUCUUUCUCUCUCUCUCUGUCUUUCUUUGUGUGUCUCUCUCUUUCUCUGUGCGUAUGUGUCUCUUUCUUUCUCUCUUUCUCCCUCCCUCCCUCCCUCUCCCCCACUCCCCACCCCCACUUCCCAACCCACACACUCAGAGAAUAACUGUAAGGAAAUUCAACCAUGUUCUCUUUGUCUCUGGAAAGAUACAAAAAAAUUUAUGUAUUUAUUUGUCACAACAGUAUAUAUAAGCGUAAGCAAGAAAUAACUAUACGAUAUAUAAGCAUAUCUAUAAGCAUAAGCAUGAAAUAACUAUAUGAAUUGGAUACAAUCAAAGGGAACAUUAGAACAGGAAUGGUAGGCACGCUGGUGCUCUUAUGCACACCCCUUACAGAACUCUUAGGAAUGGGGUGAGGUCAAUAGUAGAUAGUCUUUGGUUAAAGCUUUGUGGAUUUUGGGAAGAGACUACAGAAUCUGGUAGUGCAUUCCAGGCAUUAACAAUUCUGUUACUGAAGUCAUAUUUCCUGCAAUCAAGAUUGGAGCGGUUCACAUUAAGCUUAAAUCUAUUGUGUGCUCGUGUAUUGUUGCAAUUGAAGCUGAAGUAGUCUUCAACAGGAAGGACAUUGUAACAGAUUAUUCUAUGAGUUAAACUCAGGUCAUGUCGAAGGCGACGGAGUCCUAAAUUUUCUAAACCCAAGAUUUCAAGUCUGGUGGCAUAAGGUAUUUUGUUGUAUUCAGAGGAGUGGAGAACUCUUCUUGUAAAAUAUUUCUGGACACGUUCAAUUGUAUUAAUAUCAGAGAUGUGGUAUGGGUUCCAGACAGGUGACCUGUAUUCGAGAAUAAGUCUAGCAAAUGUUUUAUAUGCUCUGGUUAGUAGUGUAAUCUUUCUAGAGAAGAAGUAAAAACAAUAAUAAAAAAAAUAAACCUUGUAUUGCAAAAGGAGUGACUGUCAGGCUGUUACAUCACAGCGCCAUGAGGUUGCCGCCUUAGAUCGCCGCACGCACUUCAGAGAAGCAUCAUCCCAAAAAGCAGCAAACACACACAGGCACGCAUAUGCAUCCUGCAACUCAGUCCAAAGUGGCUGGAAAUUAUAGUCCCUGGGCACCCUCAAAGAUGCUUGGCAGACAAAGUAUGGGACAACACACAUCCACCCCCAUCAUCAAGGCAGUGUCCGCUGAAUCCUUGCAAAACUGGGCAAAGGCAGAGAGAGGGAGCAGAUGGACCUGAAUCAAACUGAAUCUGUUUCUCUCUCUGUCUCUCUUUCUCUCACUGUCUGACUGCAGCAGGAAAAAGCGGGCGGCUACUUCCGGCCUUGGUUGGUGCUGGAUGCAUGACCUGCUCUUUGCUCUGAGACACUGGCCCACCCUGCCCUGUGCCAUGGCCAAUGUUGCUGCACAAAGCAUUGUGAGGCAGACCAUGGAGGCAGCAACAGCAGCACUGUUGGGAACUGCAACAGAGGGCUGAAAGAGCCACAUGCGGUUCCAGAGCCACAAGUUGCCGACAGCCACUUUAGAGGGUUGUAGACAGAGGCUGCCUGUGAAAUGAAUGAGUUCAUUUUCUACAGUUAUACCACAAGAGAUAUCCUGGCUGAUCAGAUCCCUUAAGGUUAAUAAGACUACCAGUGCCAAUUGUGUUUUGUCAGAAAUAAUUAAAAAGAACCCUAGCUGGUAAGCACAGUAUCUCUCUUUACCUUUAUAGAUCAGACUGGUUAUAUGACAAGAGAUUGGGGAAUGGCAAUUAUUGUACCAAUUUACAAAAAGAGCAAUAAAAAUGACUCAUGUAACCACAGGGCCAUCAGUCUAUUGAAUGUUGUUAGCAAGUUGUAUGCUAAGCAUCUAAACCCCAAACUUCUAGACUGGAUAAUUAAACGGCAUAAUUAAAAAUGAACAGGCUAUAUUCAGAGAAGGGAGAUCAACAAUUGACCACAUAUUGGUACUUCAUCAUCUUGUACAAAAAUAUACAUAUGAGAAGAAACCCUCUCUUUUUGUGGCCUUCCUCAAUUUUAAACAGGCCUUUGAUUCAUUAUCCAGAAGUGAGCUCUGGAAUAAAUUAAAAAGUACCACUAUUAAUAGAUGCUUUCUCUAUCACAUACAAAAAUUAUAUUUCAACUGCACCUUAAAACUGGGGUAUAACUUUAUCUGACUCAGUAAAUGUACAAAAAGGAGUAUGCCAUGGAUAUACCUUGGCCCCUUCCCUUUUAAAUCUUUAUAUUAAUUUUUUGACCUUUUGCACAUCCUUCCUUACAUCCUUCCAACUUAACACAGUGUGAAAUCCCAAUACCUCUUUACACCAACAAUUCUAUUAUUUCUCAAACCCCAACUGGACUAAAGAGAACUGUGGCAGCAAUAUUAAAGUACUAUAGACAAAAUCCUCAAUUUUGAUAAAUUGAAAAUCCUAGUUUUUGCCAAAAAAAGCUAUUCACUACUCCUGGAGAUUAGAAGGGCAUAACCUAGAACAGGUCAGUCUAUUUAUGGUGGUUUUCCAUACGAAAUGUAGUUGGAAGGCACAUCUAGACCACACUAUGCGAACAGUCCUUAGCUCCUCAAAUGCCAGCAAUAUUUUUUGUAUAUAGUCAGAGGACAAUUAGUCCCCACAGCCUUAAAACAUUUUGAGGCUAAAACAUUGAUGCAAUUCUUUACAGGACAGAAACAAUAACUUUUUUGAAGAAAGAAUAUCUGGGAUCUGUGCAAACAAAAUUCCUGCGAUCAAUUUAAGUGCACCUAGUGGGGCAUCAAAUUCUCAGUUGAGAAUUGAGACAGGAAUGCCUCAAAUUCAGUUAGGAUCAGGAAGAUGAUAAUGAUUUAUAUCUACGGGACCGUCUACUGCCGGCCUCUAUCUCCCAUCGUCCGGUGCGCUCCCACAGAGAGGGACUCCUCAGGGUGCCGUCAGCCAAACAGUGUUGACUGGCGGCCCCCAGGGGGAGGGCCUUCUCUGUGGGGGCUCCGACCCUGUGGAACGAACUUCCCCUCGGACUUCGACAAUUACCUGACCUUAGGACCUUUCGCCGCGAACUUAAAACUUAUUUAUUUUGUAUGGCUGGACUAGCUUGAUUUUUACCUUUGAAUUUUAAUUGAAUUUGAUGGGUUUUUAAAGUUUUGUAAUUUUAUGGGGGAGUGUGUUAUUUUAACAUUUGGGCAAAUUUAAAUUAGUUUUUUAAGGGAUGUUUUUAACCAUUGUGUGUAUCUGUAUUUUAUCUGCCUGUUCACCGCCCUGAGUCCUUCGGGAGAAGGGCGGUAUACAAAUUAAAAUAUUCAUUCAUUCAUUCAUUCAUUCAUUCAUUCAUUCAUUCAUUCAUUCAUAUUCAUUUAUUGGUUGAAAAUUCCAUUUUUCCCAGAGGGCUUGAUACCUUUAGUCCUGAUAGGUAACUUCUCUCUCUGGAAACAAAUGAUAGAGCACAAGCUGGCCUUCUAUGGGCUUUCCCCACUGUUCUUAAUCUUACUACCAGUGCUGAUGUUACCUAGUUUGAGUAAUGAAACAUCUGCAAGAAAACAAUUAAGUUCAGAUAGUACCAAGGAACCCUCGUUGUUCUUAAUCUCCCUAAAUUAUGAUCAAGCCAAGCAAGUAGUUAGUAAUAGACUAAGAGUUAUGGAAUUCCAACUAGAACAGGGUCGGCAACCUUAAACACUCAAAGAGCUAUUUGGACCCAUUUUCCAAAGAAAAGAAAACACUGGGAGCCACAAAACCGUUCUCGUGACUGACUAUUUCCUGAGUGGUUACAAAACUAGUAUAUGUAGUUGAACUAAACAUUCUGUUUUCUUCUGAAACUUUUCUUUUCUUGGAUUUAUCCAUGGUUGGCCUACUGGGAGUCAAUAAACACAAUAAAUCAUGUGCCAGCAGGUGUCACACAUUGGUGGUUGUGACGUAUAAUUUGAGCAACAGGGAGCCGCAGCAGAGGGGUGAAAGAGCCACAUGCAGCUCCAGAGUUGCGGGUUGCUGACCCCUGAACUAGAAGUUAAAAGGAUAACUCUCCACAUCAGCAAUUGGAUUAAAUGGGGUCUGUGGGAACCAGCAAGGAAUCAGAAGGAUCUGACCUUUCCUAAGAGUAGAAAAUCAUUUUAGACCCAGAUUUAAUAUUCCCUUCAGCACUCAUGCAGGGCAGGUAUUAUAAAAUCCCACUAGCUGAAUGAACGUGUACAUGUGAUAAUGGGGAAGUUGAAGACACCUCACAUGUCUUAUUGCACUGCAAGUUCUACAGGGAUAUCAGAUCAAUGUACAUUCUCCUUCUAUUAGAGAAAUCUGUAGAGAGAUUAGAUAAUUUCUGUGUGAACCAUUUUCUCCAGGACUUAAAUCCAGUUAAAUUUUUGUGCUGCUUCAAUGAUAAUAAAGGAAAACCAGUUAAAGAACUAAAAACCUUUAUUUUUAUCAAUAUUUUGCCUAGUUAUUUUCUAAUAAUUUUAGAGGACAUAUAUUUUAAUGUAUAAUUUUAUUAUAUUAAAUUUGUGUUAGCUAAAUAAACAUGGUUUCACUGCAAUAGAGUAUAUUUGUUUUAUUUUAUAGCUGCCAAUAUAUAAAUGCACCGACUUUUCUCUGUUGAUCCUGAUUGUAAUUGCUGUCUUUUAUCUUUCUUUUUAUUACUUUAUGUUAACUGAAUAAAUUAAAAAAAACAUUAUGUUUUAACAGAACAUGAAAGAAAGGAGUUAUUUGUCAUAAGUCAAGAAUCACCUGUAUACAAAUCAAUGAUGCAGUCAUAUCUGCAAUAUUAUGAAGUGUUGAUCAAUGCAUUUCAAAAAGUAUGCAGUGGAGCUGAAGCUGCAGGAUGUCAACUAAGAUAAUCAAGGGGUUGGUGCAGCUUCCCUAUGAGGAAAUUCUUCAUAUUUGAGGGAAAUGAGAGGAAAAUGACUGAGAUACACAAAAUUAUUCCUGGUGUGGAUAAAAUAGGCAAGGAGAAGCUAUUGUCCCUUUCCCAAAAUUCUAAAAUCAGAGGUGAACCCUUGAAAUUGAUCCUAAAAAAAUCAAGACAAAGAAAGGAAAUAUUUUAAGCUAUUUUUAUUUUAUUCAAAAAAAAGUUCAAAUACAAAAUUUCCCCCAGUUUUUUUUUAAAAAAGCAAAGAAAAAACACAGACGAAACAAUACAUUUAAAGGUGCAUUUAAAAAAUUGAACACGUAUACACAUAUUAUCCCUCUAGUUCAGGGAUGGUAAACCUUCUAGACACCGAGUGCCCAAACUUGUGCGCGCGCAUGCUCAAACUGAAAGGUAGACUCACGCACGUGAACAUGCGCAUGUGUGGACUUAUGUGCGCGCAUGCAUGGACAUGAAUACAGACAUGCACUGACAUUUUCAUUUGUUUUUAUCUGUAAGAUGCCCAGAAAAUAUUUUGGAUAGUCAAACUAUUACCUUUAAUCAAUCAAUCAGAUUAGAUCAGCUUUAAUAUAGAAAAUAAUGCCUAGGUUCUAGAAAUCCAAGGUUCUAGAAAACCCACCCUCUUAAUUGAUCCCUUUUAGAAUAUUUUCUGGAGCUUACUGAAGAAACAGGUAACAUGGACGCAAAGAAUUAUAGUGUUUCUAUUUACAUGUUUGGAGAAUUUUCUAAAGGGGCUAUUUAUAAUGCUCCACAAUACACCUCCAUUGUUUACUGGCCAUUCCUAUGCAAAUGCCCAAUAAGCCAUCAAUUCUUAUACUGGGAUUUUGCUUGAGUAGCAAAACAUCAUAGAAAAUUCCAUUAUAUCAGAGUGAUACAAGUCAAGAGGAAUCAUAUCUCAGAAAACUGCCUGGCAGAAGUAACAGAUCAUCAGAAGAUGGGGGGAAAGUCCCCACUUCCUUCUCAGUUGAUUGGACAGAGAUGGGAAAAUAUCAGCUGAAUAAUUACUCAAGAAGGUAUAUCACUGUUGCUCUUGCAAUCCAGUACAUUAAUAGACUAAAUGAUUCCAUUUGCUGGAUUCCUUAUCUGAAAUGUUGUUAAUAAGUAAGAGGAUUUCAUAAUCCAAUAUUAUUCAUUAAAAGAUGUUUCAAAUGUUGGAUUGCUG
Molecule: messenger RNA, 9557 nt
Organism: Ahaetulla prasina
Lineage: Eukaryota; Metazoa; Chordata; Lepidosauria; Squamata; Colubridae
Product: cytochrome P450 2K1-like
Exons: 10
Coding region: 128-1681 (517 amino acids)
Biological process (GO): xenobiotic metabolic process
Cellular component (GO): cytoplasm; intracellular membrane-bounded organelle
Molecular function (GO): oxidoreductase activity, acting on paired donors, with incorporation or reduction of molecular oxygen, reduced flavin or flavoprotein as one donor, and incorporation of one atom of oxygen; heme binding; iron ion binding
Source: RefSeq, a predicted model, not a curated record